CUCUCUCUCUCUCUCUCUAAAGUGUGAUUAUCUUAAAAAUGUGACUGGCCCCCCUCUCUGAAAAACAUUGGGAUCUUCCUCUCUCUCUGUCUCUCUUAUUGUUUAGGGGAGCUUUAGGCCCAUGUGUUGUUUUCUGCGCACUUCUGUCCUCCAUUACUCAGGGGACUGUGUUGCCCCCAAAUCUUUUAUCAGACAAAGCUCGUCUCAGACAUUAAUGGCGGCUUCUCGUCCAAUUACACUCUUCUGAGAGUUUUACAGGAGACUUCUUACACUGAUGUUUGUAUCUUCAAACUGAAUAAAUGCAUGGGGAUGAAUAGGUGGUUGAUUUUCUAUUUUUGGUGUCAGGACUUUCCCUUGGUGGCAUAUUUGUCUUUGGAAACUCCUUCUAUUUACUUGUACUAGGCAUUGCUUUGUAGUAUAUGACAUGACUUAAGUUGUAACUUGAGGAUGCCAUCCACAGAGUGCAUGGCUGAGUUUCCUAUGGAUGGGUGCGGGAUGGAUGUUGGUCUUCUGCACAUUGAACAACAUAUUCAAAUGUAAUUGUAUCUCUCGCAUUGCUGGCAAGGGCGUUUGAAUACUUUAUCAAAGGGAAUAUUGUAGCUUGACUUUUUGGGUAGAGAAUCAAGGCUUAGUAGUCAGAUCUCAUGCUAGCAGCUUCUUUUGGUGGGGAUUUUGUGUGGGCUGAGAAAAUUAACGAGGCAGAGUGCUUUUGGAGUGUUUGUUUUGUCAUGGCUUUCAUAUCAUUUCAGCAUUAUAUGCUCUUCUAAUAAACAGCUGCUUAUUGUCUUGGUGUGGUUUUGCCCGAAGAUGGUCAACAAUGAGACUCCUAAAUGUCCUGAUGGAUGACAAUUUGGGGGAUGCAUUUAUGCAUCCCUAUGACAUCAAUUAUCAUGGCAGUCAGGAUUGAGGUAUCUUUGUCUUGCAGUUCAUUUGAGUAAAUUUCCCCAACUACAACUUGGUAGAGAUCACCUUUUCUAGCCACCCCUGGGGCAUAUAAUACUAUUAAACAGGAUUUUAAUCUUGUAUCUCAAUUAGGUUCUUUUGUGUGAUCAUACUCAUUGUGCUUUCCAAUGCUCCUUUUGAGGAUUUUUGGCUGCAAUAGAGUAUAUGGGCGUGGGAGAUAUCUGCCGACAUCGCCUGUAUUAAUUAUUAACAAUUUCUGAUGUAAUUCAAGAGUUGCAUGCACUCAUGGAAACUGAUAUCUCAAGUGAGCUACAGAUACCCAGUAUGGCAUCACGGAUCUGUCCGUUCUUUGCACCUGCUCUGCUGAUCUCUAUGGGGUAUAUUGACCCGGGCAAGUGGGCUGCAGCCAUUGAAGGCGGUGCUCGUUUUGGAUUUGAUCUUGUGCUACUGCUUUUCAUUUUUAACUUGAUUGCUAUAUUAUGUCAGUCUCUUGCAGCACGUAUUGGCAUGGUCACUGGAAGGAAUCUUGCACAGAUCUGUGAGGAGGAGUACACCAGGCCCAUGCGAAUGUUUUUGGGAAUUCAAGCAGAGCUGUCAUUGAUUUUGCAGGAUUUGACUAUGAUUCUGGGAAUCGCACUUGGGCUUAAUCUUCUGCUUGGCCUCGACCUGUUUAAAUGUCUCCUCUUCACAACGAUUAAUGAUGUUUCGUUUCCCAUUAUCAUUGCACUACUGGGGAAUCAAAGGGCAAAAAUGCUCUGUGUAUACAUGGCAGGCUUCAUACUAUUUUUUUUUGUAUAUGGAGUACUCACCAGCCAGGCAGAUGGUCCUUUUAGUUCAAAUGGAAUGGUUCCUAAGGUGAAAGCAGAAAGUUUAUACACACUCAUGAGUCUUCUUGGUGCUAGUAUCUUGCCUCACAAUUUUUAUAUGCACUCAACCAUUGUACAGGAAGAGCAGCAGUGCCGAAGAUCGCCAAAUAUUUCACUGGGGACGGUUUGCCAUUACCAUUUUGUGGCAAUCACAAUAAUUUUUAGUGGUAUUUUAUUGGCAAAUUAUGUGCUUAUGAGCUCUGCAGCAACUGUCUUCCAUGGUGCUGGCCUUUCAGUGCUCACUGUUCAGGAUGCUUUGUUGCUAAUGGAUCAGAUAUUCAGGAGUUCUACAGCACGUUUCACAUUUUUCUUGGUCAUAUUUUGUGCAAGUUGGAUUACAAAGUUAACAUGUGACAUUGGUGGAAGAUCAGUGUUCCAUGGUUUUUUAGGUCGUGGUCUUUGUAAACGUGUGAUAAUAAAAGCCUUCACUAUCAUCCCAGCUUUAUCUUGUGUUUGGUUUUACGGGGCUGAAGGGGUGUAUCAGUUUCUUAUUUUUUCUCAAGUCAUACUGGGUUUGCAGCUUCCAUCUGCUGUGAUACCCCUCUUUAGGAUAGCAUCUUCAAGCUCCAUAAUGGGUACCUACAAAAUCCCUUUGUUUAUUGAAAUCUUCUCGUGGACCUCCUUUUUCGGGAUGUUGGUUCUAAACAUUUUCUUCGUUCUUGAGAUGGUGUUUGGUGAUAGUGACUGGAUUGGUAAUUUGAGGUGGAACAUGGGGAGCAACGUUGCUCUACCCUAUCUAAUAUUACUUGUUAUUGGUUUCACCUCAAUCAGUUUGAUGCUUUGGUUGGCUGCUACUCCAUUAAAGUCAGCAAAUGACAGGCCUGAUGCUCAAACAUGGAAUUUGGAGUUGCAAACUUUUCAUGGAUCAUCAGAGAAUCUGGACCAAAUAAUGUCAGAUAAGCUCAGGAAUGAUCGGGAUGAGAAACCCAUGGAUGAUAUGCCUCCCUCCGAAGUUGUCUCAGACAGUAUUGCGAAAAGCUCAGUUGUGGAUGAAAAAGCCUUCUCGGCUCAAAGCAUUGUAGAGGUGGAUCGAUCUAGGCCAUUGGAUGUUAAUCAAAGUCAGCCUGAGUCCUUGAAACUUGCAUCCAAGGUAUCACUCCAGUCAGAUACGGCUUCAGUUUCAGUGCCAACAAUAGAGAAGAUUGAUGUUGAUGCUGGGUUAGAAGUUAAGGAAAAACCUAUGAGUGUUGAAUCCCAAGGUCCUAUUCCAGUAACUGGAGAAGUUGAAGCAGAUCUAGAAAUAGAGAAAGAUGACGAUGAUACAGAUGUUUGGGAGCAUGAGGAUGCAUCUGGAGGGGCUUCUGCAACUACUCCCACAUCAAUGCAUGAGGGACCAGGGUCAUUUAGGAGUUUUAGUGGCAAAAGUGAAGAUGGGGGAAGUGGAAGUGGAAGCCUUUCAAGACUAUCCGGCUUGGGUCGAGCGGCUAGACGACAAUUUGCUGCUGUUCUUGAUGACUUUUGGGGGAAGCUUUAUGAUUUUCACGGACAGGCAAUACCAGAAGCAAAGCUCAAGAAGAUUGAUCAGAUGUUGGCUGGGAAACCCUUUAUUAAUUCGGGAAAGAUGGGAAAUGAAGCUAUUGGGCCAGAGCAUUCCAUGUAUAGCCCCCAAGAAAUAGACCGGGGUUUUGAUUUCUUGCCCAUGUCUAUGGAUUCUUCUCCAAGACAACAGUUGAACCAGAGCAAUUUAGAGCAUUCAUCUUAUGCGGCUUUGAUUGGGUCUCCAACUUGGUCGUCUCAAAUUCCUCCGCUUGAUGCAUAUGGAAUGAGAUCCAGCUUCAGCACACUUGAUAAUGAGCGGCGCUACUCUAGUUUGCGCCUGCCUUCAUAUCAGGAGAACCGGGACUAUCAGCCAGCCACCAUACAUGGCUGUCAGGCUGCUUCUUUUCUUAACAGAACUAGCAUGAACAAGAACAUGGAUCCAUUAGCUCCCCUUGAUACAAUGGCCCGAGAUCCUUCUUCUUUGCUCUCUAGUUAUACUGAUUCUCUUGCUUAUGCCAUGGGGAAAAAUGAUUUAGGCUCAACUCAUGAUUCAGGCAUGAUAAGCAUGGCAAUGUCAACCCAUUUACCAUCUGAUUCUCGACCGUACUAUAAUCCUCCUUCCUCCAUUGUGAGCAAUGACAAUUCUGGGUCCAAUAGCUAUGCAAAGAAGUACCACAGUUUGCCAGAUAUAUCAGGGCUCGGAGUUUCGUGUUGGAGUCAAUUAGCUACUGAUACUAACAACAACCCAUGGAGCAACAGCAUUAGCCCAUCUUUAUCUAUCGGUGGGAGAACUACAUCUUCCAUACAACCACCGUAUUCACACAUCAGAUCAAGGGCUGAGCGAGGUCCUUUGGCUUUUGAUGAGCUUUCGCCCUCUAAGCUCCACAGAGAAGCAUUCUCAUUGCACUCAGACCAAGAUACCAGUAACUCCCUUUGGUCCAGGCAGCCCUUUGACCAACUUUAUGGCAGGCCUAGUGCUCCUCGGGCAUUAGAGAGCCAACAAAGAGGUACUCAACAUGACGUUGCAUUGUACCAAGCUACUUGUGAGGCUGAGGUGCUUCAGUCCUUGAGAUAUUGCAUAAUGAAACUCCUUAGAUUAGAGAGCUCAGAGUGGUUGUUCUCCCAAAGUGGUGGCUUGGAUGAAGAACUUAUAGACAGGGUAGCUGCAAGAGAGAGAUUUAUUUAUGAGGCUGAGGCUCGAGAAUCAAGCCGGGCAUAUGCUGGUGAUUCAAGAUAUUUGUCGGCUGAUCGAAGGUUUGGGUCGAGGAUUGAUGAUUCAGGACUGGCCCAGAUGCUGGUUUCCUCAGUCCCAAACUGUGGAGAGGGGUGCAUUUGGACUGUGAGCCUGGUUGUGAGCUUUGGGGUGUGGUGCAUACAUCGUGUUUUGGAGCUUUCACUCAUGGAGAGUCGGCCAGAAUUAUGGGGAAAGUACACUUAUGUCCUCAACCGCCUCCAAGGGAUUCUCGAUCCAGCUUUUUCCAAGCCCCGGCAAGUCCUUGCCCCUUGCUUUUGCCUUCAAAUCCCAUCGAUCGCCCUUCGUAGACCAGGCCAUGCAAUAACUCCCAAUGGGCAAGGUUCAAAGGGAAAAUGCACAAGUGCUUCCAUGCUGUUGGACCUUAUAAAGGAUGUCGAGGCAGCGGUGGCCUCAAGAAAGGGGCGGACAGGCACCGCUGCAGGAGAUGUGGCUUUUCCCAAGGGCAAAGAGAACUUGGCUUCAGUGCUCAAGCGAUACAAGAGAAGGUUGUCGCAUAAGACUCCAGGUACUCAUCAUGAGGCUUUGAGGAAAGGGCUGCCACCCUCAUUAGUUCCAUAGGGUUCUUUUGUUGGUUGGGUGGGUUUUACCGUGUAAAAUCUCUUGGUUUAUGUGAACAUUUAUUUAAAGCUGUUGGUCUCUCAAAGUUUUCUCCUCUUUUCGCUUUCAGGGGUUUGAAGCCCCUUA
Messenger RNA from Amborella trichopoda, 5187 nucleotides. It is a transcript of the gene EIN2, whose product is annotated as NRAMP metal ion transporter family protein. Gene Ontology annotation, molecular function: cadmium ion transmembrane transporter activity; manganese ion transmembrane transporter activity. The record is from RefSeq and is a predicted model, not a curated record. Lineage: Eukaryota; Viridiplantae; Streptophyta; Magnoliopsida; Amborellales; Amborellaceae. Gene Ontology annotation, cellular component: plasma membrane. Gene Ontology annotation, biological process: manganese ion transport; iron ion transmembrane transport; ethylene-activated signaling pathway.